Molecule: messenger RNA, 528 nt
Organism: Cotesia congregata
Lineage: Eukaryota; Metazoa; Arthropoda; Insecta; Hymenoptera; Braconidae
Source: the annotation of a GenBank genome assembly
AUGGAACGUAAAGAACAACGAGUUGGACUUGGAGUUGGAGCAUUUCAUAACCCACCACAAGCUCAGUAUAGUGAAGAAACUCGGCAGCUCAUAAAAAUUUUGAUGGAAGAAUCGAAACUGUCAAUGAUGCAAAGAAAAUCUAUACAAAAUGCAGUAAACCGCGGUGAGUCAUUGCCACCUAUUUCACGGACAUCUUCUGUAGCAGUUAAUCACAUACAUACUAUUCAAUCUUCAUAUUGGAAGCGAAGAUCGCAGGAAGCGAUUGUUAAUAGUGGAGCUUAUGAACGAGAACAAUUCAGACUAACACGAGGUAUCAAAGAACGUAUUGAAUUUCUACAUGAGAUGGGACAUCUUGGUCUUGGUAAAAAGUAUCAGCCAAUAAUUCACCAAGAGAUCGCGGAGAAAAUACGAUUGAUUCAAUCGUUGGACGACCAGAAGAUAACAGAGAUCGAAGAAGAUAUUAAAAGAUAUAAGUAUGAACAACCCACUCCGAAGCCGUUUCCAAUGGGAGAACUCGAUGAUUCGUGA